AUGGCUCCGCGCAGGAGAAGCUCCGUGGUCAAGGCCACGCAGGUGGCCCAUUCCACGAUUGACGCGGCGAGAGCAGCAAGCAAAACUGAAGAAUCGCAAUUGCGCCGGGUCCCCUCUCCGGUGCGAUUUUUGUUGGUGGUCUUCAACAGCUUGCUCUUGAGCUCCGUUCUCUUCACCUUGACAUCCAGUGUCACGCUGGGGGAGUUGGGCCGUGUGAGCAAGCACCUGGAGGCAUGGUGGGAGGUGGGUGGGUUGAUGUUAUGGAAGGCCGUUGAAGUGGGAUUGGCUUGGGUUCUUGGGUUUGACGGACGUGAUGUCUUGUCGUUCACUUUUCUCACUCAUCUGCCGACCUACUCUCUAUUGUGGUCCUUUUACGGCAUCCGGCCAACCACCAUUCUGGCAUCAUAUGGCAUCACUCUGAUUUCCACGGCGAUUCCCUUCAUUCUUCUCCGCCGCCCCUCCUCCGUCCACAAUCUCCGGCAAGCCGCGUCGGACGCAGUUCCCAACCUCUCCAUCCUGCAAGAUCGCCCAACAGCCCUCUACACUUCCGUCGCAGCAACCGCCAUCUACUCCGUGGUGCUGUACCUCAGCUAUGCGACCUGGCUGCCAGCUUAUCUGGUCGUGCAUUUCGAGAAUAUCCCCGACAUUAGAUUCGCUCAUGCCGGCCCUGCCGGUCUCCCGACUUUAUUUCUCACCCUCCUCCCCGCCGGCUGGGCCGCUAGGGAUUUCCUUUUCGUCAGCUCCACCGGUGCCUCCAGCUCCGACGCCACCGUGAAGUCGAAAUCUGGAUCCGAGGGCGAGUACCUUGUCUGCGGGAUUUACCGGAAAACGUUGGGAACGUUGUCCGCUAAGACAAGGGUUCUUGUUUUGCGCACGGCGCUUCUGGCUAGCAUGAUAGUGCUCAACACCGUUUUCCAGGUCGCGGGGACGGUACGGGGGGUUGAUGUCCCUGGCGCCACGAUGUGGGGAGUUAUCUGGGGUGUUGCGACUGUCGCUGUUGGAGGAGUAUUCGGUUGGAUUGAGGCCGUGGAUGGCGUAUGA
Molecule: messenger RNA, 1041 nt
Organism: Aspergillus pseudoviridinutans
Lineage: Eukaryota; Fungi; Ascomycota; Eurotiomycetes; Eurotiales; Aspergillaceae
Exons: 2
Coding region: 1-1041 (346 amino acids)
Source: RefSeq, a predicted model, not a curated record